GAGCAAUUCUCGGCCAGCGCACGAGAGCAAUGGCGCAUCGAAGAAAGUUAGAAGGCACUAGAUUGUAGUACAACGGCAUCGCGAUGUUUAACCCACGAGGCUGGAAGCCAUCAUCGGCACGACGCUAUGAUUCGCCCGCGCACUUGGCCCUCCAUCGCGCAUGAUGGGAUGCCCUGGCGCGACCGUCUUCCAACUCAAACGCAAGGGGUUCAACCGUGUUAAAUGGACUGGCCCAUCGCCAACGGCGUUGUGGUAGGUCGAGACGGGAUUGAAAGUCGGGGGGAGGCCGAGACUGCGAUGGGGGUUGCACGUGGCAUAGGCGCAGCGCAUUGCCCCUCGUCGGGUUGCAUCUGUUGUACGUCGCGUCGGUGGCCCUGGCGGAGCCUCGUGACCGCACUUGGGACGGCAUGGACGAUGAGCGAGAUCAAGUGGAGGACGACCGUGAUGGACAGCCCAUACCCGUCCGAGUCGUCAAAAACGAGGCAUUUGACUUCGAACGCGAUCGUCGCGGCCGUGAAAAAGUGUGUGGGGGCGUCGAGCACCGCAACGAGCUUGUUGACGAACGAAUACGAAUUGUUGUAGAUUUCCUCGUCCGUGGCUCGAAGGUGCGGGCCCAGCUUUAUGAGGGACACGAGCACGUCGGCGGCUGCCAACGGAAUCAACACCAACGUGGACCAGAAGGUCGGACCCAGCGACGGCAGGACAUGAAUCGACGCAAAGAGCGGCAAUGCCGCGGACGUCGGCCUUUGCAAGAGGGCUCGCGCUUGGCCGAGGCAGAUGUCGGCGCAAGUAGUGGAGCCAGCACACAGACCGGGCAUAGCUGUUUGGCACUGUGCGUCGCAUACGGCUGAGAGGGUCGGCCAGAUUUGGCGGUAGUACGGGGACUGGGUGGUGUUGCAUAGGACGGGGCAUCCCUCGACGGAGCAGGCGAAGGGACCGAGACGGUCACAGCGACUUUGGCAAUUUGUCGCAAACAGUUGAAGUUGCGGUGUGAGCGUCGACGGUGGAGGGGCGGUAAUCGCCUCCAGGGCCGGCGAUCGAGACACCAGAAUGAAUAUCAAGCCCACGAACAGGUAGACCCUCCGGAUCGUGUGCACAUUCCACGCAACGACGUGUCGCGCGCGGGCCACGAUGGACGCCGCUUGCUGCAUUUGUAUUUUUGGACCCUUG
Molecule: messenger RNA, 1170 nt
Organism: Aphanomyces invadans
Lineage: Eukaryota; Oomycota; Saprolegniomycetes; Saprolegniales; Verrucalvaceae
Exons: 1
Coding region: 408-851 (147 amino acids)
Source: RefSeq, a predicted model, not a curated record